Messenger RNA from Heterostelium album PN500, 390 nucleotides. RefSeq lists its product as uncharacterized. The transcript is spliced from 2 exons. The record is from RefSeq and is a predicted model, not a curated record. Bases 1 to 390 code for a protein of 129 amino acids. Lineage: Eukaryota; Evosea; Eumycetozoa; Acytosteliales; Acytosteliaceae.
AUGAAGUUUUCUUUAAAACUAGAUUUUUUAGUUUUAAUUAUUUUACUAACAAUUUUUAUAAAAUUAAAUAAUGAUUAUAAUAAUAAACCACAAGAAUAUCAAUGUUUAAACGAAAAUAUUGAUAAUAAAUCCAUUAAGAAUGGAUUCGGUAGAGAGAAUUCACAAUUUGAUUUCUCAACUACAGAUAGAACUCCGAAAUUCCAACAACAUAUUAGCAGAUCUGCCAGUACAUCAGUCUCUAGAUAUUGUUCUACCAACUCUUCAACCACAAUGACACCAACACUCAAUGCAACUUUCUUUUUAAUGAUUUCAUUCUCAAUGUGUCUACUCUACUUAGUUUUACCAACAAAUAUCUUAAACAAUUCAAAUUUAAAAAACAAUCAAAUAUAA